AUGGCUGCUCCGCAAGAAACUCCAAUUGCACCUCGCAUGGCCUUCAUUUCAACCACUGACGACCUCGCUGACAUGCUUGGAACCCUUGCAGACCUACCCACAUCACCGCCGAGUCUGUACAUCGAUCUCGAAGGGAACAGCCUCAGUCGAGCUGGAACACUCUCGCUACUCACGCUCUACCUUACCAACUCAAAUCUAGACAUCGAAGCAGCACAGUCUGCACCCGCAGGUUUGGGCACUGCGGCAGCACCGGUCACGCUCAAGACCAUCCUCGAGUCACCGACCAUCCCCAAAGUCUUUUUCGACGUAAGAAACGACUCGGAUGCCCUAUUCGCCCACUACAAGGUCGCUCUCUCCUGCAUCCACGACCUGCAAGUCAUGGAGCUCGCCACCCGCCCCAUGACAACGGGAAACUCGCGUCAAUUUCUCUGCAGCCUCUCCACCUGCAUCCGAGACAACGCCCCACUGUCCUCCACCGACCUCGCCGCCUGGACAGCCAUAAAAGAGGCGGGAAACGCACUGUUCGACCCAAAGAAGGGCGGCAGCUACUCAGUCUUCGAAACUCGCCCGUUGAGGACAGAGGUACAAGACUACUGCGUUCAGGAUGUUGUGUAUAUGCCGCUUCUGUGGGAUAUUUUUGAGCAUAGGAUACAAAAAGAUCGUAUGGAUGAAGCAGAGCUGGCACAGAUGGCAGAAGAAUACGAGAAAGACAAGAAGAAGAUGGGCUUCUGGGAGACCAUGGUGAAAGAGGCGGUGGUGCUUCGGAUUAGUGUUACUUGGGAAACUUGGUAUCGCCCCAAUGGAGUACACAAGAGGAAGGGAUGUUGGACUUGGGGACAGAUUCGAGAGGCGAGGCGGAGGUGGGCUUUGGGCUUCAGGCACGGACUUUGUGAUUAG
Messenger RNA from Pyrenophora tritici-repentis Pt-1C-BFP, 897 nucleotides. Lineage: Eukaryota; Fungi; Ascomycota; Dothideomycetes; Pleosporales; Pleosporaceae. The record is from RefSeq and is a predicted model, not a curated record.